This is a messenger RNA of Closterium sp. NIES-65, 2307 nucleotides long. NCBI's taxonomy places the organism in Eukaryota, Viridiplantae, Streptophyta, Zygnematophyceae, Desmidiales, Closteriaceae. The record is from the annotation of a GenBank genome assembly.
AUGCCGAUCGGACGGCCAUCGCGAGGUGUGCCAGGCCGCGGCGUGGGUCGGUCAGCGUGGCGAGGCGGCGCCGUGGUGGCGCGCACGUCGCUGUGGGACGCGGUGCAAGGCAGCGGCAGUGGCGAGGGCGGGGGGCAGCCGUGGGGGCUGGCAGUAUCAGGGGAGGAGCCGCUGGGGUACAGCGAUGAGGAGGUCGAAGGCAUCGUGCCUCUCACUGACGACGCAGAGGCGUUUGGGCCUGAGGCGUUGUUGCUGCUUGGCUUGACACCUGACGAGAUUGAGAAGGUUCGAGCAGCGCUGGCUGAAGCAGAGGCCAGCUUCAUCUCGCUGCUAUCAGCAGACGAGUCAGUGGCGGAUAUCACUCUGUGGGACGCCAUGGAGAGGGCCGCCCAGCCCUUCCCCUCCGUGCGUGCGCCAUCUGUAGCCGCUGCCCCGCAACCACAGGCAUCUGACAGCAGCAGCGUGUGGCCGAACAACGUGGGCGAGAGGGUGUGCAUCGUGUCAGGGCUGUCAGGCAUUGAGAUCAUGGACCUGGUGGAGAUCAUCAGCAGCCUGGACAUCCCGCCCAUGGUGUAUGCAGCCAUGGUGCCCAAGUCAGCAGCCAGGCCAGUAAGGGAGGUGGUGGAGGAUCUGGUGGCUGACCACCGCCUGCUGUACAGCCAGUCGGAUCGCAUCGAUGCAAAUCCGCUCGCGGCGCCACCUAUCCGCAAAUCCGCACGCGGCGUCGCGCUACAAAUCUGCUCGCAGCGGCGCCUCGCCGCCCCACGCUACCUCCUCACGCCACCGCGAUCACGCGGGCCGCGCCACACACUGCGGGCCCUCGUGCGCCUCCCAAUAUCUUUAGUCCGCUGCCCUCUCCCAAUUUACGGCCUCCCGAUCUCCCAUUACCGCCUCCCAUUCUCCCCUUCAAACCUCCCCUUCUCCCCUUACCACCUCCCUGCAUCCACACCUCCUCUCACUGCAUCCCCAUCUCCCCUCUCUGCAUCCCCAUGUCCCCAUUAUCUCCCCAUCCAACCCCAUUCCGCCACGUCCCUACCCGCAUCGCCGCUUCCCUCCCUUCCCUGCCUUCCCUGCCUUCCCUGCCUUCCCUCCCUUUCAUCUCUUCCCUCCCAUCCUUCCCUCCCGUCCCUCCCGUCCCUCCCGUCCCUCCCGUCCCUCUCUUCCCUCCCGUCCCUCCCGUCCCUCUCUUCCCUCCCGUCCCUCCCGUCCCUCCCGUCCCUCUCUUCCCUCCCGUCCCUCUCUUCCCUCCCGUCCCUCCCUUCUCUCCCUGCGCUCCCUGCCCUCCCUUCCCUUCCUUCCCUCCCUUCUCUCCCUUCCCUCCCUUCUCUCCCUUCCCGCCCUUCUCUCCCUUCCCGCCCUUCUCUCCCUUCCCGCCCUUCUCUCCCUUCCCGCCCUUCCCUUCCUUCCCUCCCUUCUCUCCCUUCCCGCCCUUCUCUCCCUUCCCGCCCUUCCCUUCCUUCCCGCCCUUCUCUCCCUUCCCGCCCUUCUCUCCCUUCCCGCCCUUCCCUUCCUUCCCGCCCUUCUCUCCCUUCCCGCCCUUCUCUCCCUUCCCGCCCUUCUCUCCCUUCCCGCCCUUCUCUCCCUUCCCGCCCUUCAGUCCCUUCCGUGCCUACCUCCCUCUUCAACUCUCCCUUCCCUGCCUACCCUCCCUUCCCUCCAUCCCUCCCUUCCCCCCUUUCCCAUCAAUCCCUCCCUUCCCUCCCGUCUCUCCCUUCCCUCCCUGUCCCCCUUCCCUCUUUCCCUCCCUUCCCUCCCUUCUCUCCCUUCUCUCCCUUCCCUCCCCUCCCUCCUUUCCCUCCUUUCCCUCCGUUCUCUCCCGUCCCUCGCUUCCCUCCUUCCCUCCCUUCCCUGCCUUCCCUCCCUAACCUCCCUUCUCUCCCUUCCCUCCCGUCCCUCCCUUCUCUCCCUUCUCUCCCUUCUCGCCCUUCCCUCCCUAACCUCCCUCCUCCCCAUCUUCUCAACCCCUCUUCCCUUCCUUUCCCUGCAUCCCCAUCUUCCCGCCCUGCAUACCUCUCUCCCCUUCCUGCUUCCCCAUAUCCACUGCAUAUUUCCCCAUCUCCCCUCCCUGCAUCCUCCCUAAACCCUUCCUUGCUUCUCCUCACUUAUCCCCCGCCCCCUCCUGCCUCCCUUCAUUCCCCCCCCCUGCUUCCCCUCAUUUCCCCUCCUCACUGUGCCCUCCGCAGGCCUCCCUGCUCUACUAUUCUCUCUUGUUACCUUCCCUGCCGUCCCCCCAACGCUGGAAGCGAUCUCAAUGUGCUUUUCCUCACAUGCCCUCCAAAGCCUGCUUCUCCUCACUUCUCCCCCUGA